Messenger RNA from Sus scrofa (pig), 6539 nucleotides. It is a transcript of the gene ZNF594, whose product is annotated as zinc finger protein 594. Gene Ontology annotation, cellular component: nucleus. Gene Ontology annotation, biological process: regulation of transcription by RNA polymerase II. The record is from RefSeq and is a predicted model, not a curated record. NCBI's taxonomy places the organism in Eukaryota, Metazoa, Chordata, Mammalia, Artiodactyla, Suidae. Gene Ontology annotation, molecular function: RNA polymerase II cis-regulatory region sequence-specific DNA binding; DNA-binding transcription activator activity, RNA polymerase II-specific.
GAGCAAGGCCAGGGACCGAACCCGCAACCUCAUGGUUCCUAGUCGGAUUCGUUAACCACUAUGCCACGACGGGAACUCCUGCAGUCACAUCUUCUAUGAUAAACUCCUAGGGCAUCAUGUCCUCUCCAGCAUAGUGUGCACGGCUAUAAUCACUUCAUGUUUAUUCAAGGAAUGCUUUAAAUAUCUCCUCCUCCUGACUCUAAGUUCCAUCAGAGGACCCUGGGUUUUGCUCAAUAUUCACUGCAUUCCCAAUGCGUGGCAGAGAGCCCUACAUAUUUGUAGAGCAAAUGAAUUACAUAAUGAAUCCCCACGGCUGCGGGGGCAGCACGUGAAACCCAGAUGAGAUCAGAAAGUUUUGGGUUCUUUAAGAAAAAAAAAAAAAAAAAGGUCUAAAAAAAACCAAAAUAAACUACCCUCAAGAUGACUUUAUAUUUCUCAACAAAACUGAAGUUACUGUUCGUCCCUCAGCUCUCCAUUUUCAUUCUUCUGAUGUUGGCAGAUCUUAGUUCUUAAAACAAACAAACAAAAAAACCCAAAAAAUCUUUUGUUACGUCUAAAGUAAUAUAAGACAUGCAAGAAAAUAUCCAUGGCCACAAUUUUUCUGAAAACAACAGAGUAAAUGGAGAGAGGACUAACCCUGUGAGAUUUUAAAACAUAUUAAGAAGGGACAAAAAGUACCCAAAAUACAUAACCAAAUACAAAUGUAAUCUUAGUUAAGGACAGACAGCAUUUAAAAUCAGUGAGGGAAGGGAAGUUCCCAUUGUGGCUCUCUGGUUUCAAACAGACUAGUAUCAAUGAGGAUGCGGUUUGAUCCCUGGCCUUCCUCAGUGGGUUAAGGAUCCAGCGUUGCUGCAAGCUGCGGUAUAGGUCACAGACGUGGUUCACAUCUGGUGUUGCUGUGGCUGUGGCAUACACCAGCAGCUGCAACUCUGAUUCUACCCCUAGCCUGGGAACCUCCAUAUGCUGCAGGUGCAGCCCUAAAAAGCAAUGAUAAAAAUAAUAAUAAUAUAAAAUUAGUAAAGGAAAAAAGACAAAACAAAACAAAAUAAAAGCAGUGAGGAAAGAAAGGAUAAUCCAUUAAAUAGGACUCAGAGAGGACAAGUAACUUGCCCAAAGUAACACAGCCCAUAAAUAGUGGGCUCACCCAUACUGUCUUUCUGAGCGUCUCUUUGCAGAACUUCCCCUUGAAAUAUUUCGCUAUCCUUGUUUAUUUCCGUACUGCUAAGCCUUUGACAGCGCAUUGCGAACGGAAGGCAGCAACGAAUGAGACCACAAAGGCACGCACGGGGAAAAAAAUUUUUAAGUUAGAACAAAAAUGGGUUUAUUUGGUGGGGCCGCCUACCCAGAUGCACGGCCCCAGGCCGGCCCUGGGCGCGUCUAGGACUCCGGGAGGACUCGUCGUCUCUUCGUCUCGCUGGUGGCCUCGCUCACGUGGCGCAGCGCCCGCAGGUGCACCAACCUGCGCCGCGCAGGACCCUCAGGACUCGGCUCACGCGAGCCCCAGCGGACGACGCCCAGCCCUCCGAGUCUGCGGAGGGAGACCCGCGGCCGGGCCGGGGACGGCCGCCUGGGGGAGCCCGCCGGAAGUGGCCGGCCGCCGGGGCCGCGGUGUGCGUAACGGUGGCAUCGCGCCCGACGCGCUGGCCGUGGAUGGGGUCCCGGUCGAGCGGGAGGCUAGUGGCCUGGAGGAAUUCAGGAUGUGGCAGGAAGUGGCUGUGAAUGAAUCACGAAGGGGUGCUGGGCUCCAGGUCCACACUCAGUGGGAUUCCUGCGCAGAAGAGAUGCUGGAAGAGGAGACAGAGCUGGUCUCACUAGAUUCUGAAACCUGGAAUAAGAUGAAAGAUUGGAAGUCAAAGAUGGAAAUUUCUGAAGAAAAAGAUUCAGCAAGUGCUGUAUCAGAAAGACUCCAAAGAGAGAUCUUCCAGGAAUGUCAGUUAGUGGAAAGCAGUGAUCCUGAGGACAUACUGAAGAACUGGGUAAGCCCCUUAGAGGAUGCAAUGGGACAACCCCCUUUCCGAGAGAGAGGCAUAAGGGAUGUGAAUGUGAUCCCCAAGGAAGCUGUUUCAGGAAAGAGAGGCCAUGGAUGUAAGGAAAGAGGAAAAAUACUUUCUACAGGAGAAAGCGCCCACACAUAUGAAGUCUGUGCCCAGAGCUUCAAACAGGAGUCACAAGUAACUGAACAUCAGAAAACUGAUAAUAUGAAGAAAACUUAUGAAUGUAAGCAAUGUGGGAAAACUUUCAAUCGGAGCUCAAAUCUGAUUAUACAUCAGAGAAUUCAUACAGGAAAGAAACCCUAUGUAUGCAGUGAAUGUGGAAAAGACUUUAAUCAAAGUUCAAAUCUUAUUAUACAUCAGAGAAUUCAUACAGGAAAGAAACCUUAUGUAUGUCAUGAAUGUGGCAAAGACUUCAAUCAGAGCUCUAACCUGGUUCGACAUAAGAGAGUUCAUAACCAUGAGACUCCCUAUGAAUGUAAAGAGUGUGGGAAGGCCUUCAAGGGAAACUCGAACCUUGUCCUGCACCAAAGAAUUCACCGUGGAGGGAAGCCAUAUGUAUGUAAUGAAUGUGGGAAGGCCUUCAAUCAAAGCUCAGAUCUUAUAAUACAUCAUAGAAUUCACACUGGAGAGAAACCCUUUGAAUGUUAUGAAUGUGGACAAACCUUCAGUCAGAGUUCACACCUUGUCACACAUCAGAGAAUACAUACUGGAGAAAAACCCUUCAAGUGCAAUAACUGUGAAAAGGCCUUCAGGCAGCAUUCACGCCUCACUGAACACCAGAGACUCCACAGCGGGGAGAGACCCUAUGAAUGUCACGAAUGUGGGAAAUCCUUCACUGGGCGCACAGCCUUUAGUAAACAUCAGAGACUACAUACUGGAAAGCAUGUUGAAUGUGAACAAGCCUGCACUUCUGACUUGGACCUUAUCCAACACCAGAGAGUUCACAGGGAAGAAAAACCUUAUGAAUGUACAGAGUGCGGAAAAACCUUCCGGGGAAGUUCAGAUCUAAUUCGGCAUUGGAUAACUCACACUGGAGAGAAACCCUAUGAAUGUAGUAAAUGUGGGAAAGCCUUUAGCCAGAGGUCACACCUUGUUACACAUCAGAAAAUCCACACUGGAGAGAAACCCCAUCAGUGCAAUGAAUGUGGGAAAGCCUUCCGACAGCGUUCACUCCUUAUCCAGCAUCAUAGAAUCCACAGUGGUGAGAAACCCUAUGAGUGUAAGGAAUGUGCAAAAGCAUUCAUCUGGCACACAGCUUUUCUCAAACAUCAAAGACUUCAUCAUGGAGAGAAACUUGAGGAAUGUGAGGAAACAUUCAGCCAGGAAGAGUUGCUUAGAAAAGAGCAGAGAAUUCGCCAAGAAGAGAAAGCUUAUCAGUGCAGUCAGUGUGGUAGAAUUUUCCAAAGCAGCUCAGACCUCAUCCGACAUCAGGUAACUCAUUCAGAAGAGAAACCCUUUGAAUGUAAAGAAUGUGGGAAGACUUUUAAUCAGAGCUCAGACCUUAUAAGACAUCAUAGAAUUCAUAGUGGAGAAAAACCUUAUAUAUGCAAUAAAUGUGGGAAGUCUUUCAGGGGCAGCUCAGAUCUCAUUAAACACCACCGUGUUCACACUGGAGAGAAACCCUAUGGAUGCCCUAAAUGUGGGAAGGCCUUCAGCCAGAACUCACACCUUGUUACUCACCAGAGAAUUCACACUGGAGAGAAACCCGUUGAAUGUAGCAACUGUCAGAAGGCCUUCAGUGGGCACACAGCUUUCCUUAAACAUCAGGAAUGUCAUACUGGAAGGGAGCUUGGGGAACACAAGAGAGUCCUCCAACAGGACUUAUUUUCAUCGGUAACACAGGCCUGAUGAAAGGAGUAGAAGCCUGCUGGAGACAACUUUUGCAUUAUAGAAGAUUUGUAUUGCUGAAAACCUUUCAAAGGAAUGAAAACAGAAGAGCCCUACUGGAUGGGAAACAUAAAAGUGUAAUCAGGUGGAAAAGCUCUUGGACAUAAUAGCUUUUUUCUGCCUCAGAGUUGACACUGGACUAUGGCCCCCAGAAUAUGAUUACUUGAGAAUGUUUUAGAGGACUUCCAUCAUUAUUAAAACCAUUAGAAAGCACUUUGCCAACAAACUAAACUCCUCAUGGAAAGAGCCAUUUCAAGUGACAAAUAUAAACCUGCUUUAAGUACUUUAGGGUGAUUAAAUAUUUCUCUGGAAUGAAUUCUUCCCCUUAGAUACGUACUUUAUACAUAUUCCCCUUUAUCUUCUUUAAAAAAUAUGCUUAUGCAUAUGUGAUAAUACUAAUUAAAAUGAUCCACUAAUGCAGUUCCCAUUGUGGUUCAGUGGGUUAAGGACCCAACAUAGCAUCCAUGAGGAUGCAGGUUCAAUCCCUGGCCUUGCUCAGUGGGUUAAGGAUCUGGCAUUGACGCAAGCUGCAGCAUAGGACACAGAUGCAGCAUAGAUCUGGCAUAGCUGUGGCUGUGGCAUUAGACAGCAGCUGCAGCUCUGAUUCAGCCCCUAGCCACAAGCCCAUAUACUGCAAGUAUGGCCAUUAAAAGAAAAACGAAAAUGAUCCACUACUGAUAGAAAAUAGGAAAUAACAGAAAUGACUUGACAGCAGGAGAGCUGAAGGCCAGGACCCAAGAACCAAGUGAAGUGUUCCCUAGAGAAAGAGUGGUGGCUCCUAGUAGUAUCAGGAAAUGAAGAACGAGGAUAGAACAGUGGGUGUUGGGAAUGGGAUCAGACCAAGUGCCAGGUCAGAGCAUUUAGGUGACAUGAGUUGGUGGGAAUUAGAAGAAAGCGACUGUGGAAGGUCAGGUGAUUAGAGGAGAGUGGUUUUGUCUUUUGUCUUUUUUUUUUUUUUUUCUUUUUUAGGGCCGCACAUGAGACAUAUGGAAGUUCUCAGGAUAGGGGUCGAAUUGAAGCUACAGCUGCCACCCUGUACCACAGCUCAUGGCAACACUGGAUACUUAACCCACUGAGCAAGUCCAGGGAUUGAACCCACAUCCUCAUGGAUACUAAUUGGGUUCAUUACUGCUGAGCCACAACAGGAAUUCCCGAGAGUGGUUUUGUCUUGAACCAGGGCUUUGUUAUUAUUUGAGAACUGGAGCGUCUAAGGAGAACUCGAGAGAGAUCAGUCAUUUAACCUAAUAACUGAUAUUGGUAAUUAGGCCCUACCUAUCUGUACAGUCUCUGAAUCAUCACAUAUUUCUUAUACCCUGAACAAGAAAUUAUGAAUUUACAGGAGUCGUCAGAUUAGGAAGUUACUGAAUGGGACAAUGUAAGGCAAGAAUUUCAACCUCAUAUCUUUCCCCAGUGGGAGUAGCUUGUGAGAUGCACAGAGAGGAUCAUUUUUCUCAGUGGGAUGAUUUUGCUCCCUAGGGGACAUAUGACAAUAUCCGGAGACUUUUUUUUUUUUUUUUUUUUUCCUUUUAGGGCCACACCUGCAGCAUAUAGAGGGAGGUUCCCAGGUUAGGGGCUGAAUUGGAGCUGUAGCUGCCAGCCUACACCACAGCCACAAUGCCAGAUCCCAGCCGCAUCUGCAACUUGCACCACAGCUCACAUCAACGCUGGAUCCUUAACCCACUGAGUGAAGCCAGGGAGCAAAUCUGUGUCCUCAUGGAGCCUAGUCUCAUUCGUUUCUACUGAGCCAUAACGGGAACUCCUCCGGAGACAUACUGAUUGUCACAACUAGGAAGAAAACAUUGGCACCUGAAGACCAGGGAUGCUGCUAAAUAUCUUACAAUAUAUAGCUUCCCCAUAACAAAGAAUUACCUGGCCCCAAGUGGCAGCAAUGCCAUUGCUGAGAAACCCAGCCCAUGGAUAUUUAGAACACCAGUCAGCUGAGACCAUUUAAGCAAGCAUUUCAGUGUGGCGUGGGCAAUGCAUCCCAAGGGGAUCCCAGAUUCUGACUUAAAAAAAAAAAAAAAAAAAAACUUUAAUUUGAUGAACUAUUUCAGGAAAGGCAACGUGGUGUAGUGGAGGGAGCACAGACGUGGGUUUGAAUCCAGUGUGACAAACUGGCUUCAGGACCUGGAACAAACUCUGUAAUUCCUCUGAUCUUCAUUUUCCUUAUUAGUAACGGUGAUAAAAUAAUGUGCCUCAUGGUGUAGUUGUGAGGUUUACAUGAAAAAACUGACAUGUUCUGUUGACACACAGAAGGGAAUCUGGCACUUUGAUCAUUUUUAAACAGAAGAUGAAAUAUCUACAAGGAAAGCCUGAGAUAUGUAAGAUAGAGUGGUGUCUUGUGGUUGGUGUAAAGAAUAUGACACGUUAAAGUUCAAAGUGUUGGGGGCUGUGACUUCCCCAGAGGGGCGUCCUGAACAGCGGAGGAUGUCUUGAAGUGGAGAAGCCCAGCCACACCACCCCUGAAAACUGGCUCCUUGUGGACGACGUGUGGCACACACUCUGGAAGCCUGCCUGUCCCCAGCACCUGCCUCAAAGGUUUAAGCUCUGGCAGUCUCAGGUAAGCUAAUAAUAUUUUUACAUGAGAGUAUCUUUUUUUUUUUUUUUUUGUCUUUUUGCCAUUUCUAGGGCUGUUCUCAUGGCAUAUGGAGGUUCCCA